Messenger RNA from Saccostrea echinata, 1077 nucleotides. RefSeq lists its product as uncharacterized. The transcript has 2 exons. Bases 17 to 949 code for a protein of 310 amino acids. NCBI's taxonomy places the organism in Eukaryota, Metazoa, Mollusca, Bivalvia, Ostreida, Ostreidae. The record is from RefSeq and is a predicted model, not a curated record.
GCCACAUCCUGCUAAAAUGAACUGCAGUAUACCAGUGUGUGCUACAGUAGAUAUACAACCUUUUACGCCGAUUCCAUCUCCUAAUGACGGAUUCAGUGCUAGGCUAGACGAUGAACAAGAAUGUCUCCUAACACAGGUCUUAAAUGUGGGAGACAAACUUAUAGUGGUAGACAAUGAAAACAAAAGACUCAAAAGAUUUAGGAUCCGCUCCCGGACUUUUGUGGAUCAGCUUCUUUUGGAUGACCCUUGUGGAGCAUCUGUACUUCCCCUUUCGAGUCAUGUGAUAGUUACAGAACCAGAAUUUAGAAUUUUGUCUUUCAUCAGUAUGGAUGGAGUUAUGACGUUAAGUUCGCGACGGAAGACGGAGAAGAAGUAUCAGCCCAUUUGUUGUGUGGAUGAAGAAAGACUUGUAGUCGGAUGUUGUGAGUUAGGAGAAAGUUCUGUGGACAUUCUCAAUUACAUGGGAGUAGUUUUGGUAACUGUAAGUUCUUGUUUGAAUAAUUCUAUAGUAUUUCGAACACCCGCUAGUCUGACCUAUUUAAAGGGUGAUUGUAUCAUGGUGUCAGAUUCAGGACUCUGUAAAGUGGUGGGUAUAGGACUGACGGGGCAUCUUAAGUUUGUCUUCGAUCCCAAAUGUAUACCAAGUGGAAUAUCAGCUGAUAAAGACAACAAUAUCUUCCUGUGUUGUUAUGACAAGAAAACUAUCCAGAGUCUAAAAUUUGAAAAUAACCGGUUAUAUCCAACUUGUUCCGACUUUACUGUGAAAUGUCCCUUAUCUGUGACUUCAGCCAAGAACAGUCUUUAUGUAACAGAGGAGAUGCCUAACGAUAAAGUUUCAAUAAUAAAGGUCACAGAUGAAGAAAACAGAAUAGAUGAUGAAGAAAAUCCAGUACAUUUGUCGAAUAUACAUCUGACGGUUCUGAAACACGACGAUGACCUCACAGAAUGACGGGGCACUGUUUUCACAAACAAGACCCUACAUUUUUUUUUAAAUUUCUGUAAGGAUCAAAUUUAAUUCAGAUCGAUUCACUAUCGAGGUAUUCGGAAAAAGAGAAUUUACUGUCCUUAAACUUUAUU